AUGGCAGAGCCACCUCUUCUAUCGAAACCCAUUGAUGGUGAGACCCUGUACGUAUACCUGGCUGUUUCCGAGCAAGCACUGAGUGCUGUAUUAGUUCGAGAGGAGUUGAAAGUUCAAAAACCGGUGUACUACGUGAGCAAGGUUUUGCAUAGAGCCGAGCUCAAUUACUCCGUCAUCGAAAAAUUUGCUUUGGCCAUGAUUACGGCCUCAAGGAAGCUAAGACCCUAUUUUCAAUCCCAUAAAAUAGAAGUCUUGACAGACCAACCUCUCCGCAACGUCAUACAUAGCCCGAAGGCUAGUGGAAGAUUAAUCAAGUGGGCAAUUGAGCUCGGGAAGUUUGAUAUCCGAUACAAACCACGAACAACGAUUAAGGCUCAGGCUUUAGCUGACUUCCUUGUUGAAUGUACCAUUAGCAACGAGGAAGUCGGGGGGCAAGGGGACAAGAUUGAAGACAAGGUUGAGGAGCCCAAGGAACCUAAAGAAUAUUGGUUACUGUUUUUUGAUGGAGCCUCAAAAACAAAAGGUAGUGGUGCAGGACUCGUGCUCCAAAGCCCCGAUGGCUUUACUGUGGAAUACGUUAUCAAGUUGGACUUCCCAACUACCAACAACGAGGCUGAAUACGAGGCUUUGAUAGCUGGGCUUGGAUUAGCCAGAACCUUGAGGGUAAAGAAUUUGAAGGUCUGUGGUGACUCGAAGCUUGUGGUUUUCCAAGUGAAUGGUGAGUUUGAAGCCCGGGAAGACACAAUGCUUAGAAAUCUGAGAAUUGUAAAGUCUCAAAUGGCACUGUUUGAAGAAUGUAUAGUAGAAUAUGUGCCGAGGGAAGAGAACACUAAAGCCGAUGCCUUAUCACAAUUUGCGUCCUCUGAUGAUGAGGUAUGCUCAGGAAGUGUUUAUUAUCAGGUUAUGAGAACCCCAAGCAUCGAAGCAAAAUUAGUUGCUCCCAUUGAUAGCGGGGCAACCUGGAUGGACGAGAUUAAGCUGUAUUUGGAAAGCGGUCAUCUACCGCCUAAUGCUGAUGAAGCACGAAAAUUGCAAGUCUGGGCCCUUAAAUAUGUCCUCAUUGAGGGGAUAUUAUAUCGGAAGUCGUUUGUCAUCCCCUAUUUGAGGUGUCUAAGGCCUGAUGAGGCACAUGAGGUUCUUAGGGAGGUUCACGAAGGGAGGUUCGCACCGAUAGUACGACAGCCCCCUGAGAUGUUGACAUCUAUCAAUACUCCUAUCCCUUUUGCCAUGUGGGGGAUGGAUAUCUUUGGACCGUUUCCACUCGCUAGUGCACAAAGGAAGUUUCUGUUGGUAGCAAUUGAUUACUUUACCAAGUGGAUUGAGGCCAAACCACUGGCCAAGAUAACCACCAAACAGGUCGCUCAGUUUGUGUGGGAAAAUAUUAUCUGCAGGAUAAUCCUUGAUGGACUGAAAAAGAGAGUUGAGAAGGCCCAGGGGUCAUGGGCCGAGGAACUGCUUCCAAUACUUUGGGCGUAUCGAACAACUUGUAAAGUCUCUACAGGAACAACCCCAUUCCAGUUAGCUUAUGGAGCUGAGGCAGUCGUACCCCUAGAAAUCACACAUACUUCCCAAAGAAUCCAGCAAUAUGAGCCGGAAGCAAAUAAGGAAGGCAUGAGACUUGCACUCGACAUGAUUGAUGAAAUCUGUGAUGAAGCCCAUGCUAAGAUUGUGGAAAACCAGAAGCGAGCUUCCUACUAUUAG
Daucus carota subsp. sativus is the source of this 1701-nucleotide messenger RNA. RefSeq lists its product as uncharacterized. Gene Ontology annotation, biological process: DNA integration. The transcript is spliced from 3 exons. Bases 1 to 1701 code for a protein of 566 amino acids. Lineage: Eukaryota; Viridiplantae; Streptophyta; Magnoliopsida; Apiales; Apiaceae. The record is from RefSeq and is a predicted model, not a curated record. Gene Ontology annotation, molecular function: RNA-DNA hybrid ribonuclease activity; nucleic acid binding.